Molecule: messenger RNA, 2590 nt
Organism: Alexandromys fortis (reed vole)
Lineage: Eukaryota; Metazoa; Chordata; Mammalia; Rodentia; Cricetidae
Gene: Sdr42e2
Product: short chain dehydrogenase/reductase family 42E, member 2
Exons: 11
Coding region: 24-1916 (630 amino acids)
Biological process (GO): steroid biosynthetic process
Molecular function (GO): 3-beta-hydroxy-Delta5-steroid dehydrogenase (NAD+) activity
Source: RefSeq, a predicted model, not a curated record
UAGGCUGCAUGGCUUCAUAGAGGAUGAAGACCAACCCUGCCAGCUCCUCACUAGAAACCUGUAGAGUUGCAGGACAGGGAGAGAAGGGCUGCCCUGUCUGUCAGGCCUGUGGAGGGGCCUCUGGUCUGGGGUCUACUUCAGGGUCAGGGUCAGGUUUUAGACUAGGACCUGGGGCUGUUCUGGGGCCUGGGCUGGGACCUGGAGCUGUUCCAGGACCUGGACCUGGUCCUGGGACUGUUCCAGGGUCUGGGCCAGGAUCUAAAGCUGUUUCUGUGACUGGUGCUACUUCAGGGCCUACUCUGGGACCCACACUAGGAACAGAAUCAUUACCUGGACCAGGACCUAGGUCUGGACCCAGGCAAGGAGCUGAGACAGUACCUGGAUCAGUACCUCAGUCAGGACCCGGGUCACUACCUCAGCCAGGAGCUAGGUCAGUAUCUCAGCCAGUAACUGGGCCAUUACCUCAGCCAGGAACCAGGUCAGUACCUCAGUCAGGAGCUGCAUCAGUACCUCAGCCAGGACCUGGGUCACUACCUCAGCCAGGACCUCAGUCAGGAGCUGGGUCAGUACCUGAGCUAGUAAGUGCGUCAGUACCUAGUCAGGGAGCUGCACCAUUAUCUGGGCUGGGGCUAGGGUCUGGGGCCAGACGAGGCUCUGGGACAGGUUCUAACCCCAGUGAAUCAGUGGCAACCCCAGAACCAGCACUGCAGCAGAAGACUGGAACCAAACCCACACAAGCCCCCAGACAAAAGGUUCUGGUGACCGGAGGAGGAGGCUACUUGGGGUUCAGCCUGGGCUCCAGCCUGGCCAAGAGAGGCACUUCUGUCGUCUUGCUUGACCUUCGCAGACCCCAGUGGCCGCUACCCCCAGGAACCGAGUUUGUCCAGGCCGAUGUCCGAGAUGAAGAAGCCCUGUACCAAGCCUUCCAGGGAGUGGACUGUGUUUUUCAUGUGGCCUCCUAUGGCAUGUCUGGGGCUGAGAAGCUACAGAAACAGCAGAUUGAGUCUAUAAAUGUCGGAGGCACCAGGCUAGUGAUUAAUGUCUGUGUCCGUCGGCGGGUUCCAAGGCUCGUGUACACCAGCACAGUCAACGUGACAUUUGGUGGGAAGCCCAUAGAGCAGGGCGAUGAGGGCUCUGUCCCAUACUUCCCGCUGGACAAGCACAUGGACCACUACUCUCGAACCAAAGCCAUUGCUGACCAGCUGACUCUCAUGGCCAAUGGGACACCUCUCCUAGGAGGAGGUACCCUGCGCACCUGUGUGCUCCGCCCCCCAGGGAUCUAUGGCCCUGAAGAACAGAGACACCUACCCCGGGUGGCCAGCCACAUCAGGAAGAGACUUUUCAUGUUCCGGUUUGGGGAUCGCAGGACACGCAUGAACUGGGUCCACGUGCAGAAUCUGGUGCAGGCGCACAUGCUGGCCGCUGAGGCCCUCACCAUGGCAAAGGGCUACGUGGCUAGCGGGCAGGCAUACUACAUCAACGAUGGGGAAAGCGUCAACCUCUUUGAGUGGAUGGCUCCACUGUUUGAGAAGCUGGGGUACAGUCAGCCCUGGAUCCAGGUACCAACUUCCUGCGUUUAUCUGACAGCUGCAGUGAUGGAGUACCUGCACCUGGCCCUGAGGCCCAUCUGCACCAUCCCCCCACUGCUUACCCGCAGUGAGGUGCUCAGUGUGGCCGUGACGCACACCUUCCAGAUUGCCAAGGCCCGCGCUCAGCUUGGCUACACGCCGGACAAGUUCAGCUUCGCCGACGCAGUGGAGCGAUAUGUGCAGGCCACGACCCCUCAGCGCCGUGGCUUCACCAUGCUGACGCUCCUGCGGCUGCUGCUCCUGCUGCUGCUGCUGCUCAGCCUGCUGGGCCUUGCCCUGUACUUCCUAGGGCUGCGACCGUUGCAAGGUGCUGUGCAGCUCCUCUGACCCCGCCCCCUAAUCCCCGGUCAGGUUCUCUGAGUUUAUACCUGGCUUUGACCUCCUGAUUCAGACACGCCCCUGAUUCUUGACCCCGCCUCUAUACCUGGUCACGCCCCUGCCCCUUCCUCUAUGGGCUUGUAUUCGUCCUCCUCACAUUCUCUACCCCGCUCCCUGAAUCUCAGCCACGUUUCCUCGCCCUCGGCUUCCUGACAGCGUUUUACACUUCUCCGAGGCCAGGUGAGGCCGUUAAUGAGGUCCCGGCCUCCCAGCCAGCGUCUUCUUCCCAGACAUUUCCAGACUCCUAACAAAUCCAGCCUUCUCCCCAUUCCUCCCGGUUCUUUCUGCUCUGGUUUCGCCCUUCCUGCCUCCACCUGUCCGCUGAAGCUCCAACAAGCUUGCUUAUUUAGGGACAGGUCCUCUUGCUCUGUCCCCUUCCAGCCCCGCCGUUGUCUAAGUGGACAAGUUCUGGUUGGUGGAGUCGGGAACUGGACCAGUCUUCUGCUGUUUCUGGGGACGGUGGGGCCUCCUCCCUGCCAUGGCUUCUUUGAGUUUGUUGGAUCUUGACACAGAUCUGUGUUGAUUAGCUGGGGAAGGAUACCCAGCCCAACUUGGUAUCUUUGGGUUCUCACUUAACUCAGCAUAGUAAAGAGGUUUUGUACCAGAAGGGGCAAGAGAAAAAA